GCGGUGCUUCGUAUUCAGAGCACUCACUUCGUAGUUAAACAAGUUGAGUGUAUUCUCUUCCACAAACCACAACAAUGAACAGGCUGAUGAUAGUAUGCGGGGUGGCGGCCCUCCUAGGGAUGGCAGUCACUGCCUAUCCCAGAGGCGCUCCCUCCUGUGUGUGUGACGAUCCUCUCAUGGAGCCCAUCCCCCACAGGGAGGGUGGUUCUGUGGGAUAUAUCAACUUAUACGAGUACACCCUACGAUAUAGACCAGUGAAUGGAACUAACAUAGUUGAAGUGACUCUGUCCGGCCCCUACUUCAAGGGCUUCGUGGUGCGGGCCUCCACAAUCGGAGGAGAAAUUAAUCAAGGGCAGUUCAUCAUAAAUGAAGAUAGUGAAUUCCGUGCACUGCACUGCUCCAAGAACACGGAAAAGCGGCAACAGCAGUAACAACCACCUCCAGAAUGGCCUUCUGUCAUCCUUCAUCAAAAUAUUCCCUUCAAUAAUUCCAAGAAUGUUGGUUGUGUGCGGGCUGGUGACCCUGCUGGCAGUGGGGUCCAUGACCUGGCCCACUGGCGCCCCAGACGAAGUGUGUGACAGCGUUUUGAUGAAACCCACAUUUCACGUCGACAAUUAUAAUGCGACAGGCGUCAACAACAAGAAUCAAUACAGUCUGACCGCUGAGCCAGUGCCGGGCAGCAAUGGCAAAGUUGAGGUGACCCUGAAGGGCAACUCCUUCUUGGGCUUCGUGGUACGAGCUACCACACCUGGUGAAGAAAAUCUCGGGAACUUCAUUGCGGAAGAAAGCAACGUUAAAUUUAAAACACUAUCUUGCAAGAACGUGACGGACGUCGCCGUGACGCACACGAACCCAUCCUCCAAGAGUUCUAUCACGCUGAUGUGGCAAGAUUUUAACAACGGCAAUUAUGUUUUUCAAGCCACGACCUUGCAGAGUCUCAACAAUUACGUAAUGAACAUCUUCUAGAAUAGUCAAGCUUGCCGGGUGGUUCCUCCUAGCCACAUCUACGGUGCACUGUGGGAGACGCUUCUAUUUAUUGAAAUGUUAUUUUAUCCUAGAAAGUUUUUAGUCUAAACAAACAAUAAAGGGUCACUUAGUAUGCC
Messenger RNA from Portunus trituberculatus (swimming crab), 1103 nucleotides. RefSeq names its product putative ferric-chelate reductase 1 homolog. The record is from RefSeq and is a predicted model, not a curated record. The transcript has 8 exons. Gene Ontology annotation, molecular function: oxidoreductase activity, acting on metal ions. Bases 367 to 966 code for a protein of 199 amino acids. Lineage: Eukaryota; Metazoa; Arthropoda; Malacostraca; Decapoda; Portunidae.